Messenger RNA from Chlamydomonas reinhardtii, 2698 nucleotides. RefSeq lists its product as uncharacterized. The coding region runs from base 231 to 1988 and encodes 585 amino acids. NCBI's taxonomy places the organism in Eukaryota, Viridiplantae, Chlorophyta, Chlorophyceae, Chlamydomonadales, Chlamydomonadaceae. The transcript is spliced from 8 exons. The record is from RefSeq and is a predicted model, not a curated record.
CGAACGUAAAGCUGUAUACACGCACUGGGAAACUGAUUUCUUGCAUAGCGCGCGUCUCGACAGCUCGCCAAGCUCUCUCCCUGCUCCGAACACGCCGCGAACCCCACAAUUAUCGCGUGCUUUAGGAGAGACUGUCGCGCCUUGAGCGGCUCUGCAGGGGCCGGGCGCUCGAGCGAUCAAGAGGAGCGUCGUGCGCCAGCCCCGCCCUUCGCGUCCUGUCACCUUCCACAAUGCUCCUCCGGUUGCGGCAGGCGCUGCCGCUGCUGCAGACCUUCAACAGGUGGUCUGCAAUAGCACCUAUCCCCAGAUUCCGCAGCUUCCCCGCUGCCUCGUCUGCCGCUGAUAGCGACAGCGCCCUGCCAGCGGUAGACGGUGCCAGCGGCGAGCCGCCCAAGCCCAAACGCACUCGCCGGGCAACCUCCGCGGCCGCCGCCGUGCCCAGCGGCAGCAGCGAUGAUGUACCAGUGGCAAAGAAGCGGGCUAGCCGCAAGACCGCUGCCACUGACAGCGCGACUGAGGCAGGGCUGGACCCCUCGUCUGGGCCGAGUGAGGACGACGCCGAGGCGGCAGCGGCUGUGCCCAAGAAGCGUGCCUCGUGCCGCAAGGCGCAGGCUGCCGAGCCGGGCGAAGAGGCCGCUGCUUCAGCAUCCGGAGUAGCAGAGGUUGGAGGUGAUAGCGCAGCUGCAGCAAAGCCAAAAGUUACGCGCACGCGUCGCACUAAGGUAGCAGCCGAGACAGUUGCAGAGGGGGGCCCGGAAGCGGCGGCGGCUCCUGAUGGGGAACUGCAGGCGCCCAAGAAGCGCGUAUCCAGACGCAAAGCUGCCGUGAAAUCAUCAUCCCAGGAGGAUGGAGAGGAGGAGAGCAUUACCAUACGGAGCCUGCCGUACGAGGAGUGCCUCGUGCUACCGCGCCAGGCUGAGGCGCUGCUGGUGGUGCUGGGGCUGCGGCCGCCCGCCUACACACACGAGCCCGCGCCCGAGGGCUCCUCCUCCGCUUCCACCUCCUCCUCCCGACGCGCUUCCGCGCCUGGCACGCCGCUGCGCAACGUGCUGGAGCUGGCGGAGUUUGAGGGGCGGCCCAAGCUGGACCGGUAUGCGGAGCCGCUGCUGCUGGCCCAGUACCAGGGGCUGCUGGGUGACAGCCCCGACUACCUGUACGACAUGUUCCUGCUGGAUGCGGGCCCGCCGCACCUGGACAGUGAUGUGAUGCGCGCGGCGGCGGUGGAGGCGGCCCGCGCCGUGGGGCAGGCCUCGGGCCGGACCAACAAGGCCGUGUAUGCGCGCGUGUGGGCCAACCUGGAGGCCAAGGUAGGGCCGGACGAGCUUUACAAGCAGGAGCGGAGGCUGACGGACGCUCAGAUUGAGCUGUUUCUGCUGGACUGGUCGUCCUCGCUGAUCGCCGGGCAGGGCCAAGCCAAUACGCGCACCUACCUGGCCCAGCGCUGCGCCGCCCUGACGCUCAAGUCCUCGGUGAACAUUGAGCGACUCCACCUGUACGCCAACAAGGGUUACAACCUAUUGGACCUCAAGGUCCUGGCGGGUGUGAGCAUCAAGACGCCCAUGUCAGCGCUGCUUGACGGACUCAAGGCCGGCGUGGCGCUGCCGCGGCAGCGCCUGCUGGACGACUUCAGACUGGGGGAGGACACGGGCCUGGGCUCUCGGCUGCACGAGCUCUUCCGGCUGGUGCGCAGCCACGCCGCCGACUCGGCCGAGCCGGGCAGCUCCAGCUACUACAACACACUGCGCGGCAAGCUGAACACUAUGCCCGAGGUGGCGGCGAUGGUGCGCGAGCAGGAGCGGCGCUGGCAGACGGAGACGUCCGGCAGCGGCGAGGACCUGACCACCAACCAGCUGCGGCUGCUGUUCCACCUGGAACGCCUGGACCGCUUCAAGGCCGAGUACCAGGCGCGACUUGCAGAGCAGCAGCAGCCGCAGGCGGCGGGGUCCGGGCAGGGACAGGCUGUUCCGCCAGGGGGCUUUUCUGCAUGAGGUGCGUGAGGCUAAUGUUUUGUUGUUUUGGUGAAGCCUGUUGAUCUAGGCAGCGGGUCCAGCAGUGGCAGCAUGCAUAUGCGUGGCGAAGGGGGAGGGCAAGGCCACGUGGAGGCGAGCGCGGCGCCGCCCGAGAAGCGGCGCCGGCGCGGAGGUUGAGACCUGCUGGUGUCUGGUUUGCGGUACUUGCUGGUGAGUACAGCGUGGCACGGUGUAUGGUAGGUUUGUUGCUUGCUGUGCUUGUGCUUGACAGCGGGACCUGGCUGGAUAUAUGGCGGGCGGUGCCUGGACGAACCGACCAUGGGUAUGUUUGGGAGAUGAGGUGUUUUUGAGCGAUCGGACCGCGCCGUAUGUGGCAGUGUGGCAGAUACACCGUAGCAGGGGCUAGGUGUGCGGAAACCACAUGCUCUUUGUGUGGUGCGCUUAAGUCCUUGGCUCCUUGCCUGGGCCGGACUGGAAUAGAGUUGUGGUGACCUUGAGGACACUUGCCAAGGACGAGCGAGGAAGAAUGGAUGCAGUGGCGGCGAGCAGCAUACAACGGGAGAGUCCUGGGCGUCUUGGAGAACAGGAAGGUGGAGUGCAUCCGUGCAAUGGGAUAGGGUAAGGUCCAUGUUGGCGUAGUCCCAUAGUGUGCAGCGCAUUCCCAGACACCAACAUUAAAUUUGCGACGUCAAGGCAAGAGCGCGUGGCUGGUGUAAUGCCGGACUUAC